CAAAUACCGAUAUGAUUGAUGAACGAGAAGCCUUUCUCGUUAAUGCUGCUGCCGCAACUAGAAAGUUUACUCUCAAACCAAGGAUAGACUAUAGGACUGUAUCUAGUGUCAAUGGACCACUGGUCGUAUUAGAAAAUGUCAAGUUUCCUCGUUUCGCCGAGAUUGUUAAUCUAACAUUACCGGAUGGAUCACGUCGUGCUGGACAAGUACUGGAAGUUCAGGGGAAAAGAGCUGUCGUACAGGUUUUCGAGGGUACUUCCGGUAUAGAUGCCAAAGCGACUCAUGUGGAAUUCACAGGCGAUACUCUCAAGAUUCCCGUGUCGGAGGACAUGUUAGGACGUAUUUUCAACGGAUCUGGAAAGUCGAUAGACAAGGGACCUAAAGUAUUUGCAGAAGAUUUUUUAGAUAUUAAUGGAUCACCAAUCAACCCAUAUUCACGUAUUUACCCCGAGGAAAUGAUUCAGACGGGCAUUUCAGCAAUCGACACAAUGAACUCGAUCGCACGUGGACAGAAGAUACCUAUCUUUUCAGCUGCAGGGUUACCGCAUAACGAAAUUGCAGCACAGAUCUGUCGUCAAGCCGGUUUGGUCAAGAAAAUAGACAAGGGUGUGUUUGAUGACCAUGAGGAUAACUUCUCUAUCGUGUUCGCUGCUAUGGGUGUAAACAUGGAAACAGCACGCUUCUUUAAACAAGACUUUGAGGAGAACGGUUCUAUCGAGAGAGUAACGCUCUUUUUGAAUUUGGCUAAUGAUACAACGAUUGAACGUAUUAUUACUCCUCGUCUAGCUUUAACUACAGCAGAGUACUAUGCCUACCAGCUUGAGAAGCAUGUAUUGGUUAUUUUGACCGACAUGUCUUCAUAUGCUGAUGCGUUACGUGAGGUUUCUGCUGCUCGUGAAGAAGUACCAGGUCGUCGUGGUUAUCCUGGUUAUAUGUAUACCGAUUUAUCUACCAUUUAUGAGCGUGCCGGACGUGUAGAAGGAAGAAACGGCAGUAUUACGCAGAUUCCCAUAUUGACUAUGCCUAAUGAUG
Molecule: messenger RNA, 1032 nt
Organism: Paraglomus occultum
Lineage: Eukaryota; Fungi; Glomeromycota; Glomeromycetes; Paraglomerales; Paraglomeraceae
Source: the annotation of a GenBank genome assembly